AUGCAGUACACGCUCUUCUCACACAAGGGGCAGCCUGUCAACGCUGUCCUGUGUGGCUUAAUGGUUCGUCCGUCCACGUCUGAGGACUUUGUGUCAGGAUUGAGUUGGGCGUGUUACAGGUAACAGCUUUCGUCUGGCUGGUUGCAGACAUCACGCAAGGCUUUGUGUGAUGCAGAUGCGGCCUCGUGAUGGAUCACCCCGACAGAUUUGAAGAAACAAAGGACAGCGUCCCCUCUCCUACCCCAUGUUCGGAAGGUUCUGACAGUGACCUUCACGGCGCCUGUGUCCCUCUAGGUCCUCCUCAACGUACAUCCAGUUCUGACAGUGACCACCACGGCGCCUGUGUCCCUCUAGGUCCUCCUCAACGUACAUCCAGUUCUGACAGUGACCUCCACGUCGCCUGUGUCCCUCUAGGUCCUCCUCAACGUACAUCCAGUUCUGACAGUGACCUCCACGUCGCCCGUGUUCCACCAGUCCCUCUUCAACGUACAUCCAGUUCUGACAGUGACCACCACGGCGCCUGUGUCCCCCCAGUUCCUCCUCAACGUACAUCCAGUUCUGACAGUGACCUUCACGGCGCCUGUGUCCUUCCAGUUCCUCCUCAACGUACAUCCAGUUCUGACAGUGACCACCACGGCGCCUGUGUCCCUCUAGGUCCUCCUCAACGUACAGCCAGUUCUGACAGUGACCUCCACGGCGCCUGUGUCCCUCUAGGUCCUCCUCAACGUACAUCCAGUUCUGACAGUGACUUCCACGUCGCCCGUGUUCCACCAGUCCCUCUUCAACGUACAUCCAGUUCUGACAGUGACCUCCACGUCGCCCGUGUUCCACCAGUACCUCUUCAACGUACAUCCAGUUCUGACAGUGACCACCACGGCGCCUGUGUCCCCCCAGUUCCUCCUCAACGUACAUCCAGUUCUGACAGUGACCACCACGGCGUCUGUGUCCCCCCAGUUCCUCCUCAACGUACAGCCAGUUCUGACAGUGACCACCACGGCGCCUGUGUUCAACUAGUUCGUCCUCAACGUACAUCCAGUUCUGACAGUGACCACCACGGCGCCUGUGUUCCACUAGUUCGUCCUCAACGUACAUCCAGUUCUGACAGUGACCACCACGGCGCCUGUGUUCCACUAGUUCCUCCUCAACGUACAGCCAGUUCUGACAGUGACCUCCACGGCGCCUGUGUCCCUCCAGUUCCUCCUCAACGUACAUCCAGUUCUGACAGUGACCACCACGUCGCCUGUGUUCAACCAGUUCGUCCUCAACGUACAUCCAGUUCUGACAGUGACUUCCACGGCGCCUGUGUCCUUCCAGUUCCUCCUCAACGUACAUCCAGUUCUGACAGUGACCACCACGGCGCCUGUGUUCAACCAGUUCGUCCUCAACGUACAUCCAGUUCUGACAGUGACCACCACGGCGCCUGUGUUCCACUAGUUCCUCCUCAACGUACAUCCAGUUCUGACAGUGACCUCCACGGCGCCUGUGUCCCUCCAGUUCCUCCUCAACGUACAGCCAGUUCUGACAGUGACCACCACGUCGCCUUUAUCCCACCAGUUCUUCCUCAACGUACAGCCAGUUCUGACAGUGACCUCCACGGCGCCUGUGUCCCUCCAGUUCCUCCUCAACGUACAGCCAGUUCUGACAGUGACCUCCACGGCGCCUGUGUCCCUCCAGUUCCUCCUCAACAACGGGCAAGUUGCAGCAAGUGCAGCACUUGCUGUCUGGUGGCCAAGCGGAUGUCAACGCUGAAGGAAAGGACGGCAGGACGCCGGUGA
Haliotis rufescens (red abalone) is the source of this 1775-nucleotide messenger RNA. RefSeq lists its product as uncharacterized. Lineage: Eukaryota; Metazoa; Mollusca; Gastropoda; Lepetellida; Haliotidae. The record is from RefSeq and is a predicted model, not a curated record. The transcript is spliced from 4 exons. The coding region runs from base 189 to 1775 and encodes 528 amino acids.